CCACUCACUUUUUCUUCGAUUCACACCAACAAUGGCGUCUAGUUUCUUCACUAAAAUCCCUUCACUCUCUGUAAUCUUCUCGAUCUACACAUCUCUCUCUGCCUUCACGAUCCUCUUCAGAACCAUUCUCCAUGAGAUCCUUCCAGCCAAGAUCCGUGACUUCAUCGUCUCCAAGUUCACAGACUGCUUCUCUUCUUAUUUCAGCUCCAGUUUCACUUUCGUCAUCGAGGAGCACUGCGAUUACGUCAUCAACCAGACUUUCCGUGCUGCUCAAGUUUACUUGCCGACCCUUCUCGCAGGUAUCUCCACCGGAAGUCUCCUCGUCAGUUCCAGCGACCUCAAGAACCCCACGGCUAAACCAAAUUUCGGGAUCCCGGUUAAAGCCAAAAUUACCGAUGAGUUCGAAGGGAUUCCUCUUGAAUGGACUCUUCACUCUGAAAAAGAUACUAUUCCUCCCCAGAACAGACAGAGACGGUACUUUCAUUUGACAUGUAAGAAGGAGUUUAAGGACAAGAUAAUGUCAGAUUACUUCACGUAUAUUGCUGAAUCAUCAGUGAAGAUAUUGGCAAACAGAGACAAUCUCAAGAUCCACAGUUACAAUCCAGAGUUCCAUGAAUGGGAAUCAACGAUCUUCCAACAUCACACAACGUUUGAAACACUGGCAAUGGAACCUGAGCUCAAGAACUCAUUGAUCUGUGACCUAGACGCUUUCUCCAAAAGAAAAGACUUCUUCAAAACCGUGGGACGAGCUUGGAAACGCGGUUAUCUUCUUCACGGUCCGCCUGGAACCGGGAAAUCAUCCCUUGUUGCUGCCAUUGCUAAUCACAUGAACUAUAAUAUCUAUGAUCUUCAGAUCCAGAGCGUUAAAGAUGAUGCGAUGCUUAGACAGAUCCUCACUAUGACUGAGAACCGCUCAAUCCUUCUCAUCGAAGAUCUUGAUUGUUCUGGAGCGGAUGCUUCUUGUAGAAACGAGGAUAAAGUUGACGAAGAACGUGGCCAGAAUCAGAACAAGGAGAAGAAGAAGAAGAAGAAGGAUCCUGAUCAGGUAACUUUGGCUGGUCUACUAAACUUUGUAGACGGGUUAUGGUCAAGCUGUGUAGAGGAACGGAUCAUCGUCUUCACGACCAAUCACAAGGAUAAACUCGAUCCCGCAUUGCUGAGACCAGGAAGGAUGGAUGUUCAUAUUCUCAUGGACUAUUGUACGCCUACUGUUUUCAAGAAACUCGCUGCAUUGUAUCUCGACGUCGAAGAACACGUUUUGUUUGAGCCCAUUGAGAAGGCGUUGCUUGAGGUGAAUGCAACUCCAGCUGAGGUCACAGAGCAGCUUAUGGUAAGCAUGAAUCCAGAUGUCACGCUUAAGGUUCUUGUUGAGUUUCUUCAAACCAAGAAGUUGACUAAGGAUAAUGACUCAGUAGAUUCUGAGAUUAAAGAAGCAGAAGCAUGAACCUUCAAGGAUCCAUGGAAGACUUGGAAGUAGUAGUUUACCACUAAAUAAGCUUCAAGGUAUAUGUGUAGUUAUGUAGCUCUCUCUCUAUAUAUGACUCUGUUUCAUAUUUGGGAUUUAUGGUUUAGUAAUUAAGUAGCUCUUCUUCAUCGAUGUAAUCUGCAAGCUUGGUUUAAGAAACUUACUAUUGGACUAAUACUAAAUUAAAAUUCAAAAAGA
This is a messenger RNA of Capsella rubella, 1663 nucleotides long. Its product is annotated as AAA-ATPase At1g43910. Bases 32 to 1444 code for a protein of 470 amino acids. Gene Ontology annotation, molecular function: ATP binding; ATP hydrolysis activity. The transcript has 3 exons. The record is from RefSeq and is a predicted model, not a curated record. NCBI's taxonomy places the organism in Eukaryota, Viridiplantae, Streptophyta, Magnoliopsida, Brassicales, Brassicaceae.